Messenger RNA from Entrophospora sp. SA101, 462 nucleotides. The record is from the annotation of a GenBank genome assembly. NCBI's taxonomy places the organism in Eukaryota, Fungi, Glomeromycota, Glomeromycetes, Entrophosporales, Entrophosporaceae.
AUGAAAAACGAAAAGCACCAUAAAGGGGAGUAUAUGGGUGUUUCAUUAGAAUACUUUCCAAAAAAAAGUGUAAUUAUAAGAAGACUAGAACAUUGUUCGGAGUGUGGUGGAGAAAACAUUAUCAGCGUAAAACUAGACUAUGAAUACUUAGAUUACUUAAAAGAUCUUAUUGACAAGAAUGAGAAUGGAAAAGGAAGAAUGAGUAAAAAAGACUUCAACAAGGUCUUAAAAGCUUUAUUAAAAGUUACUCCGCCUAAAAAAUCAACUAUUGAAAAAAGAAUAGUUAAGCAAGAUAGGAAUGGUAAUGAUUACCUAAUCCUUGAAUUAAGUAAUGGCGAAAGUAUCUUUUGCUUUCCCAGCCAGGAAAUUAACUUGGACGAACUUUCCGAAAAUCAGCAAUAUAAAUUUACUGUUAAAGAAGGUAAAAAUAGUGCUAAUGUUUUAGUGGCUUUUGCUUUAUAA